GAUAAUCGGAUCAACUGAAACACUCCUCAUUGUAACAGACUGGGUAGCGAAUGAAUAAAAACCAUAGAUCUAUUUGAGUCAACCAAUAGAAAACUGCUACAUAGCAGUCUAUUAAAAUAAGAUUUCACAGUUUACCUAUAUUUAAAGGAAAUAUUUAAUCACUCGUGAUUAUACAAGAGGGUAUAUAGAAUAGCACGUUUGGUGAAAUGAGGACAGAUAAAACAGAAAGGAAAUGAGAAAAUUACACAUAUUCAUUAUUGGAAUGGUUACUUAUGUGUGCUGCACAUUUAUUUGGUUCUUCCCAGAGACAGAUGAGACUCUUGAAUUCAAAAAAAGCCACUGCAACCUUGAAUCUUGGUAUCGGCAAUAUAAACCGCAGUCUAUCUCUGACCAUUAUAUGUCUCGUGUUGUUUCUUACGCAAAUUGAAGAUAUUUUUCUGAAAGAGCAAAUGCAUUAAAAAGUGCCUCAAUCUUUCUCAGACAACGGCCAAAAGGAUCAGUGAUCCCCAAAAUGUAUUAUGAUCAGCCAAUACCAUACGAACAUAAUUUCCAAAGAGUUAUUAAUGAACCGAAUCUCUGUUCACAACAUGGAAGAAUAUUUAUUAUUUAUGCUAUUAUCACUAUGUACAAUCAUUUUGAUCGGCGGGAAAUAUUAAGAAAAUCUUUUAAAAAUAUUCCAAGUGACUCUUGUGCGAGAGGCGUCAUUAUUAAACACGUUUUUCUUUUCGCUAAGACAGAUAAUUCUACAAUUGAAUCCCUCAUUCAAAAAGAGAGCGAAAUGUAUCAUGAUAUCCUUCAGGAGGAUUUCAAGGAAUCAUAUACGAAUGUUUCUAUGAAAGCAAUUAUGGCGUGGAAAUGGAUUGGAGAGUUCUGUGCCAAUGCCGAAUAUGUUGCGAUGAUGAAUGAUGAGUCUUUGAUAGAUCACGGCAGACUUGUAUCGUGGCUUGGCACGGAUUUCUCCAAAGGUGCUCGCGAAGACCACUUUGCACUUUGUUAUCCUGUUGGCCAGGCACGAGCCCAUCAUCUUGAGCUAGAGCGGUUUCGUGUGUUAGAACCCCGAAAAUUAUAUCAAGGACAGUUCUAUCCCCGGUAUUGUCACGGCUUUGCUUAUGUUGCACACAUCAAAGUAUUCAACAAACUUUAUCUGGCAGCUUUGAAGAAUACUCAUUUUAUGCCGACUGAUGUCUGGAUUGGUAUUCUGACUGAGAAGCUAAGUCUUAAAGUACUUUUUCAUCAAAAACAAUUUAAGCUCUACAAAGUUUUGGAACAUUACCAACCUCAGAAGUAUUCCAAGUCUCCGGCCAUUGUUGCAAUAUGUGAUAUAGAGGAAGACAAAUUCCAAACAAUCGAUAUUAUGCGGCAUGUUUAUAAAGUGAUUUCCCAAGAAAUACGAUAGAACUGAUAAUAAUUGGUUUAAAUAAACAUAGUUUCACAGUUCUUAUUAUUAUUGGGAUCAAAACAUGAAGUAUUCUAACUCGACCAAACCUGUACGUUUGGCAUGGUGGGCAUGGAUGGAGUUUAACGAAAUUUUCUUGUCUAAAUAAACGGGAGAUUUAUUAUUAUUAUUAUUAUUA
Octopus bimaculoides (California two-spot octopus) is the source of this 1574-nucleotide messenger RNA. Its product is annotated as beta-1,3-galactosyltransferase 1. Gene Ontology annotation, molecular function: hexosyltransferase activity. Gene Ontology annotation, cellular component: Golgi membrane. Gene Ontology annotation, biological process: protein O-linked glycosylation. NCBI's taxonomy places the organism in Eukaryota, Metazoa, Mollusca, Cephalopoda, Octopoda, Octopodidae. The record is from RefSeq and is a predicted model, not a curated record.